UUAACUUAUUUAAAAUGUUAUCUCAAAAAGUUUAUGGCUUUUGUAAUCAACGUCUUUUUAAUUCAAUUAAAAUAGUUCAAUUUGUAACCUUACCAAUAUUGACGAGAAUGGCACACACAGAUUUCAAACCCCCAAAUUACGAUGAUAUUAGAAGGGAUAGUGUAAAAUGUCCGGAUGUAAAAAGUUCGGCUUCAGCUGAUGCAAGAAGAUUUACAUCGGCCGCAGUAACGUUAGUAGCAACAUUAGGGGCUUUAUAUGGUGCAAAAAGUGUAAUGCGACACUUUAUUAUGUCUAUGUCCGCUUCUAAAGAAGUUUUAGCGAUGUCUAAAAUAGAGAUUAAAUUAGGUGAAAUACCGGAAGGUAAAAACGCUACUUAUAAAUGGCGUGGAAAACCAUUGUUUGUACGUCAUCGAACUCAGGACGAAAUCGACAUGGCCAGAGCGGUGGAUAUUUCAAUUUUGAGGGAUCCACAAACCGAUGAAGAUAGGGUGCAAAAACCACAAUGGUUAGUUGUAAUUGGAAUUUGUACUCAUUUAGGAUGUGUCCCAAUGGCGGGUUUAGGUGAUUUUGGAGGAUAUUAUUGUCCGUGUCAUGGGUCCCAUUUUGAUACAGCCGGUCGAGUUAGAAAAGGACCCGCUCCCUUAAAUUUAGAAGUACCUGUACAUGAAUUUGUCGAUGAAGAAACGUUAAUUGUUGGAUAACUUUGUAGUUCAUAUUUGUUGUUUAGCUUUAGAAUUGAAUAUAAAUAUUUACUAACC
Onthophagus taurus is the source of this 758-nucleotide messenger RNA. RefSeq names its product cytochrome b-c1 complex subunit Rieske, mitochondrial-like. Lineage: Eukaryota; Metazoa; Arthropoda; Insecta; Coleoptera; Scarabaeidae. Gene Ontology annotation, cellular component: membrane. Gene Ontology annotation, molecular function: 2 iron, 2 sulfur cluster binding; quinol-cytochrome-c reductase activity. The record is from RefSeq and is a predicted model, not a curated record.